GACCACAAAAGGGUAAACGGACAUUAUAAAACCACAGAUGUUUCGAGUGAAGAAGAAGGAAGUCUUAAGAAAACUUAGACCCUCUUCCAGCUGCUGGUUUAACACUCUUUAACAAUGUGGCUUUAUAAUUUUUUGCUAAGUUUUGACUUCAAGGGGUUGCUCCUAUUUUUUUUGGUUUUUAUACUAAUAGCAGACUUCCUCAAAAACAGGAAUCCUCCAAAUUUUCCUCCAGGACCAUUCGCUCUUCCCUUUGUGGGAAGUUUCUUCAGUGUGGACCAUAAACAUUCACACAUUUAUUUUACCAAGCUGGCUGACAUCUAUGGGAAGGUGUUCAGUAUCCGCCUCGGCAGUGAGAAGCUGGUGUUUGUGUCUGGGUACAAAAUGGUGAAGGAAGCCAUUAUAACACAAGCCGAGAACUUUGUGGAUCGACCGUACAGCGCACUCGCCGACACACUUUACUCAGGACCCUCAGGUGGUCUGUUCAUGAGCAAUGGUGAAAUAUGGAAGAGACAAAGACGCUUUGCCUUGUCAACUUUACGUAGCUUUGGCCUGGGCAAAAGCACCAUGGAGCAGAGUAUCUGUGAGGAAGUCCGACACCUGCUGGAGGAGAUAGAGAGAGAGAAAGGUCAACUAUUCAGCCCAGCAGGCCUCUUCAACAACGCUGUGUCCAACAUCAUUUGCCAGCUGGUGAUGGGGAAACGCUUUGAAUACAGCGACCACAAAUUCCAGAUAAUGCUGCAGUAUCUGUCAGAAAGUAUGUUGCUGCAGGGCUCUGUGUGGGGUACGCUGUAUGAGUCAUUCCCUAGAGUGAUGAAGCACUUGCCGGGUCCUCACAACAAAAUUUUCAGCCAUAACGAGGCCCUCCUUGACUUCAUUGGUGAGGAGGUAAAGAUGCACAAGAACAACGUGGACCACAACAAUCCCCGGGACUACAUUGACACCUUCAUCACUGAAAUUGAGAAUCACAAAGACUCUGAGCUGGGCUUCACUGAGACCAAUCUGGCUCUGUGCUCUCUGGAUCUGUUCCUGGCUGGAACAGAGACAACCUCCACCACUUUGCUGUGGGCCUUGGUUUUCCUUAUCAAUAACCCAGAUAUCCAGGACAAAGUCCAUGCAGAGAUAGACCGAGUGAUUGGACAGACCCGCCAGCCCACUAUGGCAGACAGACCCAACCUGCCCUACACUGACGCUGUCAUCCAUGAGAUCCAGAGGAUGGGAAACAUCGUUCCUCUCAAUGGACUCAGAAUGGCUGCCAAGGACACAACACUGGGCGGUUACUUCAUACCCAAGGGUACGUCCUUGUUGCCCAACCUGACCUCUGUGCUGUUUGACAAGACAGAAUGGGAGACUCCAGACAGCUUCAACCCAGGACACUUCCUAGAUGCUGAGGGAAAGUUUGUGAAGAGAGAAGCUCUCCUGCCUUUCUCUGCAGGGAAACGGGUGUGUCUUGGAGAAGGCCUUGCCAAGAUGGAGCUAUUCUUGUUUUUGGUCGGUUUACUACAGAGGUUCUCUUUCUCCGUUCCUGAUGGGGUAGAGCUGAGUACAGAGGGAAUUACUGGCGCUACACGUGUACCGCACCCCUUCAAGGUUCACGCCAAGGCUCGCUGAAUUAUGCAACUGACAAGACUCAGAAAAACACCUAAGGAGAGAAAUCUGUAGUGACUUAACCUUUCACUGUUGUAUGAUUGCCUCAUGUGCUGAGAACCUGUUUAUUCUUUCCUGUAUUUAUUUCUGGGUGAUAAACAGUGUUGGGGGAAGCACAGCUUUACAAGCUAUCAAUUACAAUUAAACUACCCUAGGGAUAAGUCUAGUUUGGUUAAAGCUACUUAGAUAAAGUAGUUCAAACUACUUUGUAAAAACAUUAUCAAAUUGACUGCAAUUGAAAGUGCCCACUUGUUCACACCCAAAACCCAAAACAAUAAAAUACCCCACUAUUCAUGGGAAAGGGCAAGUAUAGCUCGCAAGUCAUGUAUUUAGUAUGCCCGGGAUGAUUCUUCCUCCGAGUUUUGGGAGGUUUAACCAUGAUGACGCUGUGAGCACUGAGCAACACCCGCCCUUUUGUAUAUGCAAAAGGGGUUCAAUUACAGAUAUAAUUAAUUUUACUUUUAUGACCGUAAUUUCUUUCUUGUUACAGUAGUUAACUAAAAUACUAAAAAAAUGGCCAAAAAAAAAAGUAAUUUACUUAAUCAUUAUGCAAAUAUGAAUGCAGUUUAACUACCAGAAAGUGACUGCAAAAUGAAGUUAAACUACUAGUUGAAUUACAUGUACUUCACAACUUCCCAACACUGUUGAUAGUUAUUUUAAAAAAAUAUUGUAUUAAUGCCACUGUUUAUAAAACAUUUCUCAAUGUCAUUGUAGUUUUUAAUCACAACAUGUAUAUAGAUUAGUUAAGUUUUCUUUACAGUAAUAGGUUAUUAGUUAAUAAUAAUAACUAAAAUGAAUAAUAAAACAUUGAAACACA
Molecule: messenger RNA, 2461 nt
Organism: Dicentrarchus labrax (European seabass)
Lineage: Eukaryota; Metazoa; Chordata; Actinopteri; Moronidae
Product: cytochrome P450 2J6-like
Exons: 9
Coding region: 115-1608 (497 amino acids)
Biological process (GO): xenobiotic metabolic process
Cellular component (GO): cytoplasm; intracellular membrane-bounded organelle
Molecular function (GO): heme binding; oxidoreductase activity, acting on paired donors, with incorporation or reduction of molecular oxygen, reduced flavin or flavoprotein as one donor, and incorporation of one atom of oxygen; iron ion binding
Source: RefSeq, a predicted model, not a curated record